Molecule: messenger RNA, 4609 nt
Organism: Temnothorax curvispinosus
Lineage: Eukaryota; Metazoa; Arthropoda; Insecta; Hymenoptera; Formicidae
Product: zinc finger protein 721-like
Exons: 4
Coding region: 973-3909 (978 amino acids)
Biological process (GO): regulation of transcription by RNA polymerase II
Cellular component (GO): nucleus
Molecular function (GO): RNA polymerase II transcription regulatory region sequence-specific DNA binding; DNA-binding transcription factor activity, RNA polymerase II-specific
Source: RefSeq, a predicted model, not a curated record
UGAGAUUUGGCCCGCUGCGUGCCGCGAGGAAAAGUGGACUCGUCCAGGAUUGAUCGGUCAUUUCGCAUUCGAAUCUCUAUCGUUUUUUCACGUAUCCCUCAAGCAUCAACCCUUCGAGCGACCGCUACUUGGCUACGCAUCGUGUUUGGCUUCCAAGAACUUUUUAUUGUGCGCAUGAGUCUACCGUGAAGGAAACGAACGCUGACGCGACACGUCACGCGAGACAGUCCGUUCUGGGAUCUGAUGGCGAAGCCCGGACCAGCGAGCGUACAGAAUCAAUCGUGGCUGAUCGAGGUCUCAGUGGGCGAAUCUCGGUAUAUAAACAUAUUGGGUAAAAAAAGUUGAGAGACGGGACGCGAUAAAGUUCAACGGAAAUUAUCUUAUCUCCUAACUUGGACUCGCCCAUUGUUCUCGAGUCUACACUAUACCGUCCAAUCGUGUGAUAGCACGCAGUCAACGCAGUGGCGGAACGGUAACCGUAAGGCACGAGGCGAACGAAAAUAUCGACGAAGCAAAUAAUCCCAACUCCCAGUGGGUAUCGGUGCCCAUCGAGCCAGUAUCGGGUAUCCAGCCCUGCAUCAGUUCGACAGUGGUCGAAGCUGGGUCGGGUUGAAGAGCUCAGCUCGGCACAAACGCGCCCGUCCUGUCCAAUAAGGAUAAGAGAAGGCGCAAAUAUACGGGGAGAGGGCAAUAAAGAAGGGUCGUAGUGCGACGGAAAGAGAGGGACUCCGGACUAUCGUCGUAGCGACCGUACCGAGUGGCGCGGAGAAAGAGGCAUGCGGUCAGCGGUGUAUGUAAGGUCCUAAAGAGAGACGCCAAGAAUUCGCCCAGCCUGCAGCCAUUGAGCUGAUUGUGAGCUAUUCCGAUUCCGGCCAGCAACGGUUCGCGAGCAGCAGCACUACCAACGUUUCAGAGGGGAUUCAAGUGCGAUCUGUCUUUCAGCAGAUUGCACUCUGUUGACCCUGUCCCAGGAUGGCCGACGACGCCGCCGCCGCAAGCGUCCACGAGGAAAAUGAUGAUGCGGCGACACUGGCAUCGUCUUUCUGCCUCGUCGAAUGCAAGACGGAGCCAUGCACCGACUUGAUCAACCCGCCCGACGAGGAACUAUCGGUGUUUGACGAAUCCACACUACAUAUUCCGGUAUCCAUACCUAUGAUAAAGAAUCCAAUUGUCUUGUUGGAGAGAUGUGAUAAAAUUUGGGAAACGUUACAAUUGAUAAGAAAUAUGCAGAUUGAGAAGUCAGCAGCGCUAACCGAUGAUUGCGACAAGAAUGAAGAGGAGAAAGAAGAGGAGAAAGAAGAGGAGAAAGAAGAGGAGAGAGAAGAGGAGAAAGAAGAGGAGAAAGAAGCGCAAUGCUUGGACAAGGUUAAAGAGUCUCCAUCGUACAUCAGGUAUCAACCUAGAAGAAGUGACUACACAUUGCCAUUGCCUUUUAAAUUUUCUGUCCAAAGGACAAGGAAAGUAUAUCCUUGCACUACCUGUGGUAAGCAAUACUUGGAGAGACGAUCCUUAAGAAAGCAUUCAGAAAGAGUACACGGAGUUGUUAUUCCCUUACAACGUAGAGGUUGGAAUCGUACCGUUUUAAAGAAGAAAAAUGAAGCCACUUCAGUUGCUUCAAUCGGCAAAGAAAAUAAUAGUGCUGAAAAGCUUUAUGGUAAUAAAGAUUCACGUGAAAAGAUUAUUACAAAGACAAAACCUACCAGAACUGCAACUACUUCACCUCCUACAUCGAUACAGUUUGUCAAGUGUACAUUAUGUCAGCGGAAAGUACCAUCUUUAAGAAAACAUUUAAUUAAUUAUCAUAAAAUAGGAGGUCCUUCAAGUGUGGUAGAACAGCUAGAAUCGUCAUUAUUAAGUGAGACUACAUCAUCUGAAAAUGAGAAAACUAUAUCAACAAAUAAAUCACAUCAAGAUGGACAUCGUAUAAUGGACAAUGAAAGUAAUGCUCGUGGAAAGUUUCAAGUCAAGAGAAAGACAACCUAUACCUCACAAAAUGCUAGGAAGAAACUCAAGUUGAAUAAUGAAUCCAAUGAGUUUGUUCCGCCCACCGUCACGCAGCAGAAACAAAAUUUAGUAGUACAUGGUCGAUUCAAAUGUAACAUUUGCUUGGGAAGAUAUUCAUCUACACACAGUUUGGCCAAACAUAAACGCAUUCACAAAUUUCGCGGAGAAACUAAAGAAAAUUUUCAUAAAUUCCAAUGUAGAUAUUUUAAUUCGCCAUUCAGUAAGAGAUACAAAUCAUCAAUUGAAGCAAAGUCUUCCACGAUGUCAGUCAAUACUGUUGCAAAGGACACUAGCAAUAUAGAUAAAAGCAGUACAUCGUUUAAUCAAACUUCCAAGAUUAAUCGAGCAACCCGAUACAGUGAAAGAAUGAGAAAAAAUGAAGAAACUACUUGUAUAUGUGGAAGAUCAUUUCGAAAUCCUCAUACCUUGUUCAUUCAUAAAAAGCAUUGUGAAUUAUGUCCAAAUGAAGAUACUGCGACACAAGACAGCAGGGUCAGCAGUGAUAGAGACUCUGGUAUUGGCCUUAACAUAACAAUCAAGAAACGAAACGAUUCUUAUGAGAUAGUUGGUAAAGAUGAUGAGGAUAAAUCUCAAAAGUCUGAAACUUCAAAUCUCGAAGAAGACACUUCAUCUCUGUCUCACACAUCUAAUUAUGCCAAAGAUUUUACAAAAGCGUUUACUACACAGCGAGUACUAGACACAUCUCAAUCAUCCAAAUAUAGUAAAGAUCAUAGCAUUUUGAAAUUACAAGAUGCAGAUGAAGACGUAAUCAUCGAUAUUGAAGAUGAUCUACAAAUUUCUCCUAAUGAAGAUAAUAUAGCGAAGCAGGUGAUGACGCGAGAAGAUGAUAAACGGUAUUCGCCAAAGCAGCAAAACGAUGAUGCAGAAGAUGGAAAAACUGAAAGAGUUUUCAAUAAAGUCAUUACAUUGAGACAAAUGUGUCAAGAGGUUCUUGAAGUUCUUGAUAUGGGUGAACAUGCGACAUCCAGGAACACAGAAAAUAAGAACAAGAAAUAUAGUCAGAUUAAAGAUCAAGAAACGUGCAAGGAAAAUAGCCAGGUAAAAAAACAAGUAAUACAUCAAGGGAAGCGAAAACUACGAGCUAAACGAUAUCAGUAUACCAGAGUGGAGUUGGAUCACUCCUAUGGAACAAAGGUCGACAUGACGCAUUUUGAUCCAUUGAUGUGCGCAUAUUGUAAGGAACGGUUUAGUACAUGUAAGUCAUAUGAUAAUCAUCAGUGUACUGUUAAUAAUGGGAGGUCAUUCGAUGAAUUUUCGCUACGGUUGCUGUGUUUCUGUUGUAAAGAGGUACUAAAUAAUUAUAACGAAUUUGACGCGCAUGUGAGAAACAAACAUUUUGAUAAGGCGUAUCAUUGUUACCACUGUCCUGAACGAUUCACGCAUGACAAAGCACGAUUGCAGCAUUUUCAUUCGGAGCACAACGAUCUGCUCUGUAGAUUUUGUAAUAAAAAGAUUUCUAUUUCAGCAAAGGCCUUUCACGAGGGUUAUCAUUUAGGUUUCGGUUAUCCCUGUCAUAAAUGUAAAAAGGCUUACACGAAUAAUAAGAAUCUUUACUAUCAUAAACAAACGAUACAUUCGCGUUGGGCUGAUAGCUUAAUGACUUGUACUAUAUGCCUGAAAUGUGUAAAAUAUAAAACUUUUAAAGGUCAUAUGAAAGCGCACAAGCAUAAUACAUGUUAUUUUUGUGGCAAAAUGUUUUCCGAUAGAGUAGGUUUAGAAUAUCACACCAUGAUGCAGCAUGGCACAAAUGUCAAGUUAAAAUGUUAUACCUGUGGUACGCGGUUUCAUACUAAAAAACAACUUGAGAUGCAUGAGCAGAUAGAUGGAUGUAACAAUGAUAUACACAAAAUGAAAAGGAAAGGAUUCUUAGCAAAAUCGCGCUAAGAAUCGUUGAGGAUAUCUUUCGCUUGAGAGGAAUAAUACAAUAUGUAUAGACGAAAUAAACUAAUUACAAGAAUUGAUAUCUGGCACAAUUAAUUCCUUUACAUGUCGGAUCAUUUUCAAUUCACGUCCGAUAUGCAAAGAUACGUUUAUGUGUUAAUAUUAUUUAUGAUGCACGUACACAAAUUUCAUAUUUUGUUACACAGCUGACAUGUGAAAUCGCGAAGAAUCAUAUGUAUUGCGUUAUUUUUAUCUUAUAUCUGAUACAUAGGUAGUACUUUUAAAACGCCUGUAUCUCUCAUCUUGUGUUUCAUUAAUUAUAUAAUUAUAUCAUUUGCUGAACAAUCAAUAUUCUAUUGUAUUUAGUCUGUAUAAUGCUAAUACUUUGUAAACUCUGCAAACUGAAUCUUGUACGCGGACAAUUUUUGCUUUAAUGGAUAAAUUCAUAAUGCGUUUAACAUUUCUACAGAAUCUGUCAACUUUAAGUUUACGAGACAUUAGGAUUACACAAACUAUCCGUUCAAUUGUAGUUGAUCUGUAAUUCUUAAUAUCUUCUAUAAAACCGUAAUGUAAGGGUGCGAAGCUCCUUUUGUAAAUGAUGUAUCAUUAAGAGACGACGAUAGUUAAUACUAUUUGUAACAAUUGUCACAUAUUAAUAUUAAACUAACAUUUUCAUUAUUAAAUUAGAAAUGAUAAUAGAAAA